Molecule: messenger RNA, 1634 nt
Organism: Coccomyxa subellipsoidea C-169
Lineage: Eukaryota; Viridiplantae; Chlorophyta; Trebouxiophyceae; Coccomyxaceae
Product: class I RPD3 type histone deacetylase protein
Exons: 10
Coding region: 192-1478 (428 amino acids)
Molecular function (GO): histone deacetylase activity
Source: RefSeq, a predicted model, not a curated record
GGCAAGUGGCUCCUGGACGAACGCAGCGCUGCUGGGCCUGCCGACGUAGUUGCGCAACUUGGAAACGUCCAGUGCGAAGUGCUCACGUGGGACUAGCUCAUUUCAAUGGUUUAGAGGUCCUCAGAACCAUGCGAGAGCCAAGCUACCUCUCUCCCGGCUGAUCAGGAAGCCUCCAGCACAACGUGAGCAAGAUGGAAAGGAAGAAGAAAGUGGCCUACUUCUAUGAUAGCGAAUUCGGUGAGAUGUACUAUGGGGCCAACCACCCCAUGAAACCGCACCGGCUGUGCAUGACACACCACCUCGUGCUUGCCUAUGAUCUGCACAAACGGCUGGAGGUCUAUCGGCCGCGCAUGGCAUACCCGAUGGAGCUGAUGCAGUUCCACAGCGAGGACUAUGUGAACUUCCUCGCGAGGGUGACCCCAGACAACCAGGAGGAGAUGCAUCAGCAGCUUGUGCAGUUCAACCUGGGCGAGGACUGCCCGGUGUUCGACGGGCUGUACGACUUCUGCCGGCGCUAUGCUGGUGCGAGUGUGGAGGGCGCUGUGAAGCUAAACCAAGAGCUGGCAGACAUCGCCAUCAACUGGAGCGGCGGACUGCACCACGCCAAGAAGGCCGAGGCUUCAGGGUUCUGCUACGUGAAUGACCUGGUGCUGGGCAUUUUGGAGCUGCUGAAAUACCAUGCGCGCGUGCUGUACGUGGACAUUGACAUCCACCAUGGCGACGGCGUGGAGGAAGCAUUCUACCUUACAGACAGGGUGCUGACGGUCAGCUUCCACAAGUACGGCAACUACUUCUUCCCGGGUACGGGCGACCUGAAGGACAUCGGAGAGCGGCAUGGGAAGUUCUACUCGAUAAAUGUUCCCAUGAAGGACGGCACUGACGAUGCCACAUUCCACCGCCUCUUCAAGCCCAUCAUGGCCAAGGUCAUGGAGGUCUUCAGCCCUGGGGCGGUCGUGCUGCAGUGCGGCGCGGAUUCUCUGGCGGCUGACCGGCUUGGUUGCUUCAAUCUGAGCCUGGAGGGUCAUGCAGAAGCUGUGCGCUUCAUGAAGAAGUUCAACGUGCCCAUGCUUGUCACAGGAGGUGGCGGCUACACAAAGAACAAUGUCUCCCGGUGCUGGACAGCUGAGACUGCAGUCCUCGUGGACCAGAACAUUGCAGACGACCUGCCUCCCAACGAUUACUACGAGUACUACGCACCUGACUACAGGCUUCAUGUGACCCCUCACCGGCACAUGGACAACAACAAUGCAAAGCCGGACAUCGAGCGCAUAAAAAGGGAAGUGCUGGAGAACCUGCGCGAGCUGGCGCACACCCCCAGUGUGCAGAUGCAUGAGGCGCCGCCAGACACAUAUGUGCCGGAGUAUGACAUAGAGGAGGAAGAGAACGCUGAUGUACGACUGGGAAAGUAUGCAUGCGAUCACCUCGUUGUGCGAGAAACAGAGUACUACGAAGAUGACAGGGACCACUUCGGCGACUGAGGAUGCUUCAGUCAUAGUCACCGACCAUUAGUGGCGCUGGCAUUCUUGUAUGCAGAGAAUAGUCUGUCAAAACAGGGUGUUUGGGCUUCAGAUGUAUUGCGAUCGGGGGACUGCUUGUGCAUGCUGCAGACCUUCUUGUGAGGAGAUUUGCAUAUA